GGGGAUGAUAAGGUUUUACGUAGUAGGUGAGGCCUUGCGCCCUGCGGUCGAGCAUCCGACGCCGUUGAGCGUUGAGGGAGAGAUUUUCCCUUCAAACAUAAUAAUACUAACGCCAUAUACUGUACUAAAACGCGUCCCAACGCUCAACCUCGCCUCUCCUCUCCUCUCCUCCCCUCCCCUCCCCUCCACCGCCGAGGUCGAAAUCUGCGGCGAAUGCGACCGGGAGAACCGAUCCCAAGGAUCAGCUCGCCGCUGCUUUAGGGGGGAAUCGCCUUUUGGCCCGUGUCCGCUGUGCGUGAUUCCGGACUGUCUACUACAAAGCGUCAUCCUGACCUGAUACCCGUUUACUAAAGCCAAGUCACCAACCAGGUUCGAGCUGCCGGGGAAAUAUGGGCAAUGUACUUGCAAUGCCUGCACAUGUUUUCCAGACAGCUCAACAGAACCAUGUGGUUGUGGUUGCGGAGGAAACAUUCAGAUUAUGUGACGUGGAUCGUCUGUCUCAAGUUACCAGAAAACUGCACCGGUCCAUUGAGCAGCACCCCCACUCAAAGCAGGCAGACACGACGUGCUGUGUCUCAGCUGAAAGGAGAAGCCAUGACAGUUAUCCAUCGUCUGAUGAUGGUGAUGUUCCAGAGUGGCACCUUCAUUUUUCCAACCGGGCCAAUCCCCUCCCCCUAACCGACAAGCGGCAGCUUCAUUAUCGAUCACAUAUGUAUAUGGAAACUGAGGGUCUUGAAUGUAUCUUACCUGACCAUAUGGCCCAACUAGAAGACAUUGUACGCCACCACACAGUGGCUGUUGGUCCUGGUUACGAGGAAGAGCUACUCCAACACCUCCCACACAGCACAGAUGCGUUGACCAGCCUUUUCAAUGAACUGGAAAUUCGGUUGACCAGUAUUAGUCCUGAAUGUGAAGAUUUUCCCAUCAGGUUGAAAACAUACACAGAAUUGCUCUGUUUGAUUAAAGGGCAGUUAUAUGACGAGAGUAGACCAUUUAGGGAAUUUAAGAUAGGCUACUUUGCACAGUUUGCAAAACACCCUAUAGAAAUUCUCGUGAAAAUUGCAUUUCUUCUCAGCAAGAUGGAGUGGUCUGUCACUGAUAUUUGUCCAAUGAUGCUUGCAUAUGAGGCAGUUAUGGAUGUUGUUCCUCUUAUCCAAAAAUUAAUUCCCAGUGAAUCUGAUGAUCUCUUACCCGAGAUUAAAAGUAACAUCUGGGAGUCUUUCAGGAAAAUAGUUGGCAGUAUGGGGGAUCCUCAGGGUGGUGCCAUUCACUCAGUGACAUGUUCCCUGGUAGACUCAGUGAAGAUUAUCCAUAGUCACAAACAGUUAGUGCAAUCUUUUGCUCCUGAUGAUGACAGCCACUCGUUUGGAAAUCUUCUGUCUGGCGUGAUUGGAAGGUGGAUAUCUGCACUCGAGAAACAUCCGAUGUCAGAUAGUCGGCGGAAGAACAUUUUCAUGCUGAACAACAUGAGUCAUUUAAAGGGGAAGACAAAUGUUCUGUUAGAUGAUUUGCUGCCUCUGCAGCAUCUUGAUUUUCCUUAUCCUGAUUAUUUCAAAUUACUCACAGAUAUCUGGAUCCAGGGUUACCUGGUAGAUGCUUGGAAGCCAGCCUUAUAUUUUCUGAGUUGCAAGUCUUGGUGGGUUAGUCGGCAUUCAUCCUUGGUUAAAUUUACCUCAACAUUCAAUGGGAUUUUUGAUCAUCAGAAAACUUGGGUGGUUCCUGAUCCUGCUCUACGGGAAACUCUAAGAGUCCGUAUAAAGGGGCAUAUUUUGCCAACAUACAGAGCUUUCUUGGUGAAGUAUCCAGAUACUGGGCCGUCUGGUUGUUUGUGUUUGUGGGGAGGUUCAGCAGAAGAGAUAUAUAGCGCAGAGAGUUUGGAGCUGGUGGUGGACACGAUAUUUGAAGGAGGAACUGGACAGCCUACUUGUCCUUCCCUUUCUCCUUAGUAUCCAUAGAUUAGACUAUCAAGUGGAAUUGUACAUAAGGUGAAGAUUUUUCUCACACGAAACCACUGAUGUCUGUGUAAUGCUGAUCUUGGAGCGCGCCUUUUCCUCCCUAAGUAGUCCGAUAGGGAAAAGACUCUGGUUGUAUAUUUGAUAUUCUUCUUCCGCCCAUUUUUGAAGAAGAUAGGGAAAAUACUCUGGUUGUAUAUUUGAUAUUCUUCUUCGGCCCAUU
This is a messenger RNA of Triticum aestivum (bread wheat), 2175 nucleotides long. RefSeq lists its product as uncharacterized. Gene Ontology annotation, molecular function: phosphatidylinositol-4,5-bisphosphate binding. Bases 390 to 1946 code for a protein of 518 amino acids. Lineage: Eukaryota; Viridiplantae; Streptophyta; Magnoliopsida; Poales; Poaceae. Gene Ontology annotation, cellular component: exocyst. Gene Ontology annotation, biological process: exocytosis. The transcript is spliced from 4 exons. The record is from RefSeq and is a predicted model, not a curated record.